GGGAGGGAGCGAGGAAGGGAGGGAGAGAGACAGAGAAAAAGAGGUUCAGAAAGCAGAGCCCUCAUAGGGUAGCAGCAUCUCAACAAAACACACUCGCUCACAGGGGGAGCAGAAAAACAAAAACGCCAAGCACUCUGAAAUCUCCUCCGUAGAAGAAACAGCAGACGCAAAAGCCUUCAGAUGGGGCCCGGAUUGUUCUGGAACUUCCCCUCCAAGACUAGCUGCACGGUUUCACAGACCCUGCUGCAGACGAUGUUGCUCUCCAAGAUGGCUGGCAUGAAGGAACAGCAAUUCAUCGAGGAGAAGCCACUACUUCCAGAAACCAGAGGCCAAGACACAGAAAUGGCGAGAGGAGCGUGUGUGAACGCAGGACCCUGCCCCCAGCCAGCACGCCCUACCCGCAAGUGGCAUGAGAUCGCUCGCCAUUGGCUCGGUGUGACACGCCGCCACCGGACCAGCGGGGGGUGCAUCCUGGAGAACUGUGAGAGCUUCAUGCCUGUAGGAGACUGGAAGGAACAUGACAUUGAGACUCCCUAUGGAAUGCUGCAUGUGGUGAUCCGUGGGGCUCCGAAGGGCAACAAGCCUGCGAUACUCACCUACCACGAUGUGGGACUCAAUCAUAAGCUGUGCUUCAAUACCCUAUUUCAUAAUGAGGAUAUGCAGGAGAUUACUAAACAUUUUGUGGUUUGCCACAUCGAUGCUCCUGGCCAACAAGUCGGAGCCCCUCAGAUGCCAGCAGGGUACCAGUACCCCACCAUGGACAAUCUGGCAGGUAUGCUGCCCAGCGUGGUGGAGCACUUUGGAUUUAAGAGCAUUGUGGGAAUUGGAGUAGGAGCUGGUGCAUACAUCCUCGCGAAGUUUGCUCUGAUCUUUCCUGACCUUGUCGAGGGUUUAGUUCUGCUCAACAUAGACCCAAAUGGGAAAGGUUGGAUCGACUGGGCUGCUUCCAAACUAUCUGGAUUGACCAGCGCGCUGCCUGACACAGUCCUGCCUCACCUCUUCAGCCAGGAGGAGCUGAUGAACAACAGUGAGCUGGUGCAGAGCUACCGGCAGCAGAUCAACAAUACAAUCAACCAGUUCAAUCUGCAGCUUUUCUGGAACAUGUACAACAGCCGUAGAGAUCUGGAAAUGAAUCGCAGUGGGACUGUACUCAACGCCAAGACACUCAGAUGCCCAGUGAUGCUGGUGGUUGGAGAUAAUGCUCCAGCUGAGGAGGGUGUGGUUGAGUGCAACUCCAAGCUGGACCCGACCAACACCACAUUCCUGAAGAUGGCUGACUCAGGUGGACUGCCUCAGAUCACACAGCCUGGAAAACUGACGGAGGCCUUUAAGUACUUCCUGCAGGGCAUGGGCUACAUCGCGUCUAUAAAGGAUCGGAGGAUGAGUGGAGGGCCAGUGCCCUCGGCCAGUAUGACUCGACUGGCACGCUCUCGCACUGCUUCUCUGACCAGCGGCGGCUCUGUGGACGGCUCCCGCAACCGAGCAUGCACACACUCUGACAGCACCGAGGGCGUGGGUCAGCUCAGCCACACCAUGGAGGUGUCCUGUUGAACUCACACACAUGUGCACACACACACACCUACACACACACACACGCACACACACAUAUACACGUGUAGAUGGAGGGCAUGAAACAGAUAGCAGUAGGGACUGAGUUGAAGGAAAGGGCAGAGAUUUGUUCCUCUGUGUGUUUCUGUUUUUGCUCCAGUGUCUUCCUCUGUCCUGCUUACAUCAUGCGAGCCCUGAAAACAACUCAUAUCAUCUCCUGCUCUCAUGUCCUAUCACAGUCUCCAGGAUUGACUGGUGGCUUUAAAGCACAGAUGGAUUUUUGAGUAAAAAAAGAGAACAAAAUCGUACAAACAAAAAUAAAAAAAUGGGGAGUGUUCUUUUUUCGGAUAAACUGGAGAAAUUCAUGACUAACCAAUGAGCUUGAGUGCUUUCAUCCAAUCAAAAAAAACAUAAGUCUGCAUAAUCUUCCUGACAUUCCUUUAAUGGUGGAUGUUUGCAGUGUUGUAAAUACAUUACUAAUGGAACUUAAGACAUUUCCACAUUUAUUUGUCAAAAAUAUUAAGGCCUAUAAAUCUUCACCACGUAAAAUGUUUAUUCAGAUUGAAAUGACUGUGUUAGGGGAGAGUUGAUGCUGUGACUUUCUCUAGAAAUCCUGUAACGGUAAAGUAAAAAGGCAAAGGAAGUUUCAGCUCCACAGUGCAGAUGGUUGCAGUCUACAGUAGCUGGCUAAUAUUAAGUAGAAGUGGAAAACCACACAUUAGAUUGAAUAACAAAAUACACCAAAGGCAAACAGAUGUGUGUUUUCUUUUCAUUCUGGUUAAAAAUAAUAAUAAUAAUAAUAAAAAUUAGCUAGCUAGCAAGCUACCGUGGCCGGGAAGCUGGCUACUCUUGGGUCUGUGUGUUAUACUGUAGAACUGCGACUAAAUUUAUUCAUGAAUUUCUCCAUCUUAGGGUUUAAAAGCAGGAAGCGGGUUGAGGGAUGUCCUGUGGAAGCAUACUGUAAUUCCAGUUCUCUGUCUUAGCCAUGAGCAAAAGGAUUGUUUGAUUGAGGCUACAGCCAAUCAAGUUUGAAGAUGUCAGUUCUCAGCCAAUCAUCACAGCUCAUUUGCAUUUCAAAAUACUUCUGAUAAAGAUGUGCUCGAAAUAGCACCCUACACUCCUUUCCGUAUAAAAUCAAUUACAGAUAUUCUGUAUUUCGUAAGCUAUGUUGUUUUGACAUUAACUUAUUGCAGUGCAUUAGUACAUGAUUUCAGAUCGUAUUAUAAAACUACAAAACUCUAAAACAGUAAAAUCGUGUGCACUACCCUGCUAAGUAAGUACUACAUGUUAAUUAUAGUGUGCACUACUAUACCAGUGAUUCCUUCAGUUAGAUGUAGUGUACUCAUUCUAGUAUGCAUGAGUAUAGUAGUGAAAACUAUUCUAUUAAUGACUCUAUCCACUCUGUCUAGUAAAACUGUAGCUCUAGCAGUGCUUACAUCACUUAACUGUAAUAUAAUCAUUGUAGUACACUGUUUUAGCCAUGACACCUUUUGUUCAUCUUUAAUACGCUAAUGGUAGUGCACUACUCUGAAAGUGACUACACCCUUCAACUGUAGUAUACUCAGUGACGUAUGUGCUACUCCUGCCAUGAUCACUCCAUCCAAAUCUAAUUUACUAUCUGUAAUGUUUGUUAAUCGACCCGUAACUUCACUUCAAUGUAGCAUACUCCUCAUAGUGUGCACUACUUAACCAGUGACUACUCCACCUGUAGUACACUUAUAGUAGUGCGCACUAUUCUAGCUCUGUUUGACUUUAGCCGUGACUAUUUCAUCCUACUCUAGUACACUAACUAUAGUGUGCACUACUCUAGUGUCUGCUUUAUUUACAUGUUGCAUACUCACAAUGUGUACACUCCACUAGUGAUGAUAACUACAUUUGAAUCUAGUACCCUAGGUUUAGUGUAUUACUCUAUUAGUGAGUACUAUUUGAUUUUAGUGUACUCACUGUAUUGUAGUGUACACUCCUUCAUCAGGUCCUGGUACACUAACUCUAGUGCACAUUACCUACCACGUACAUAAUUUCUUCAACCAAAUCUAGUACACUAAUUGUAAAGUACACUAACUCUAGCGUGCACUGCUGUUACAGUUUUUACUCCACCCUGUCCUGUACUGAGUGUAGCAGUGCGCAUUACUUUACCAAAGAAUCCUGGUAGUGCACUCUUUAAUAUUCUUUUAACUCUACUACAGUGAUUGCAGUGUACACAACUGUAGCAUAGACUUCUCCAAUCAACACUACCUAGAGUGUGCACUAUUCCAACAGUGCACAGGCUGCGUCUCAAUUCGCCUACUUGUACUAUGUACUAAAAGUAUGUACUCUUUCUGUGAAGAAAAAGUAAAAAAAUUUCAAUGUGUAGCAAAAUAGUAUCCAAGUACUGGGACAUACUAACAUGCCAUGUAAUGGAAGAGAACAUUGUUGCUGAGUUGUGCACACAAACAAACUCCUCUUUGCAUUUCAGCUUUUCUUCAUUCAUUAUUCCUUAUGUAAUUUAUACUAGAUCAUUUAAUUUACUAUUCCCUUGACUUAAUUUUUAUUUUUUAUGAUAAACAUGGUACUCUUUUUGCACAGUCUACUUCCAUUAAAAAGUAAUAGAUCAUAGCCUUGAGGGUGUGUUUUUUUUUGGGGGGGGGGUUCCCCCCAUUUCUGCUCUUUUUACACAACAUCCAACCAUUAAUCUUACGUGACAAUAAAAAAGUUUGGUUAGUGCUUAACAUUUAAGUUCUUACACUUAAAUACUGAAGACGCAUCGCCGAGGUUACACCCAUCUGCCAUAUUUGCAGGUUGAAUUUGGCAAAGCAAACAGUAAAAAAACUCCUCCUUCACGCAAGGAGUUGUGGGCAGUAUUAGCUGAAAAAGUGUCCGUAGAUCCACACUUCGAAGAUCUACCAGAAAUAGUAGACCAUCCCGCUACCUUUUGGAUACUCACUUCAAUAUACUACGAUUUGGGAAGCACCAAUUCUAAUCUCGGAUACUAUUUAGGAUGGAUAGUAGGUGAACUGAGAUGCAGCAACACAUUAUAUUUUAGUAUGCUCAUUGUAGUGUGCACUCCCCUCUGGCAUGGAAGUGGUUCUGCCUGGGAUCGGUUUAUCACGGUUUCCUUUCUGUAGACAAUCACCCUCUGACCCGAACCAAACCGGAACUGUGAACUGAGGCUGAACUUGUGUGCAGAUGGAGAGGUCAUAGGUCAUAAGCCAGUCUGUGGAACUGGAAGGCAGCAACCGUGCUUUUCUUACAGCAUCUAACUCAAAGGAAGUGUAUACCAAAGUACUGUACACACAUGGGUUCUGUAAAACCACUCUGCAUUCAGGCUCUUCUCUGGUUCCCUGAUGAACAAAUGAAUGUGAAAAUAAGCUGCACUGAUGGGUGAUGCUAAGCACAUGAGCUGUGAAAUGAUUGGCUAGAGCUGCUCCAUGAUUGUAUUUUCAAUAAGAAAGGUGUGAAUGCUCGUUGUGCCCCCUCCCCUUUCACUGCCUUACUGAAUGUUACUUCUCUCAGCUUCCUCAAUUUUGUAGGAAGUGAUGUAAUCACUAUAUUCACUACUGCAGGGGUGUUUCCUGUUCAUGUGUGUCUGUGAAGGGUGGGGCUUUCUGGAGUGUCGUGCUCCAAGCUUGGAAUGUAGGGCAAAUCCCAAACCCACAAAACUCCCUUCCCCUAAAAACUCAAGGUGCCCCGACCCUUACAGAUGCAUGCAGUCGCCCCAAAGGGCUAAUCGACCCCUGGUCUCCUUCGUUAUUGUCGAGGUACCACUCCUACAGCACACGAGAGGGCACAAACUCAUAUGCUAUCCAAAUAGAACGACGAAUAUGGCAGAUUUCAAAUAAAUUGUAUUUUGUAGGUUAUAUGAAAAGGAGAGAGGGGGUGUGUGAGUGUGUGUGAGCGAGAGAGCAAAUAUGGCAGUCAUGAAGGGUGUUCGACUCUUUGGACGGUGCUUGACCGAAACGUUUCUAUUAGAAACAAGGGAAUGAGGUAAUAAUGAUACUAAUAAUACAAUUAAUAUUGCACGUGUUUAAAUGUAGCACAUGUGAAAAUCAAACAGAGCAGAAAUGGAAAUAAAGUAUAAAAAAGGAUGUAGGCUUAACAUUUCAAUUGAAGUAAUGAAAUGAAGAUAAAAUUACUGCUUUUAAUUAAUGAGUAAAAACGGACCAGGUUAGCCACCAGUAGAAAAAAGGUUCUUACGUUUUGAGACUGAGAUUGGACAAGCCGUAAUUUUAUCCUGCCUCUGUUUGCAUGAUAAUGUAUAAACCCGAGACUGUGUUUCAUUAUUUCUGUCUGCCAGUUGUUAAGCAUGCUUCCUGUUCUCCACAUAGCCGAGUGUUUCCCACCACUGACUCGAGGUCAGGUUUUGUCUCUGACACUGUAGUAAAUGGAACUGAUGCCAGAUGAGACUCUGAACAUGAUCUAGGAUGUUGUCAGUGUGACUCCGUCCCAAAACACCUCAACAGUCUGGGUUCAGCACUCCGUGACCUGCUUUUCACUUCCCGAACUUUACCUUAGCACUCAUCACUCUUUUCCUGCUGUAGAUAUUCGCUGUUUUUAGAUUAUAACAAGCAAAAAGGAUUGCUUUGUCUUGUGAAGGUAUACAGUUCACAUCCCCACAACCUUAUUAUUAUUAUUAUUAUUAUUAUUAUUAUUAUCCAUCAUUUUUGUAUUGAGCAAUAAAUAAGUUGUUGUGUUUUGAGAUGGUUCUUCCUUUCAGAACUCAAAAAGAAGUCAGUAGGACUGAACCUUUCCUGCCUGAUUAAAACAAGUGUUCAUGUAAAAUGUAAAUCUAUAUAGAAGCCAUCAAUACAGUAUAUGUGUACUGAUCAUGUAACAACGAUAAAUAAACAAGAAAGUAACGAUAAAAUGACA
Ictalurus punctatus (channel catfish) is the source of this 6396-nucleotide messenger RNA. RefSeq names its product NDRG family member 4 (gene ndrg4). The transcript is spliced from 18 exons. Lineage: Eukaryota; Metazoa; Chordata; Actinopteri; Siluriformes; Ictaluridae. Bases 181 to 1551 code for a protein of 456 amino acids. The record is from RefSeq and is a predicted model, not a curated record. Gene Ontology annotation, biological process: brain development; positive regulation of ERK1 and ERK2 cascade; signal transduction. Gene Ontology annotation, cellular component: cytoplasm.